AAUGAUGAGCGUGAAGGCAAAAAGUGUCCGGACAAACAUCAAAAGGAGUUGCUGUAAUAAAGCCUACAGGUUCUUGAUAAGCAUCACUGUUUCUGGGAGCGCCGGACCGAUUAGGUUUGUCGUCCAUGGCGACGAUACUUCUAGAAGAGUGAUCGAGAUGGCUCUCAAAAUUUAUUCGCGUGAGGAGAGGCUCCCGGUUCUCGACUCCAAUAAUUUCGACAGCUUCUUUCUCUACCCGGCCACCGCGGCAUUCGACGGUAUUGCAUUGGAGCCAUGGGAGACGAUAGGAUCUUGCUCCGAAUGCCGGAACUUUGUGCUUUACCAGAAGCCGGAGAUGAGGAUGUCGGGAGGCCGGGGAAAAUCAAAUCCAUGGCGAUCAUGGCUGAAGAAAUCCUUUAGCCCCAAGAUCAUACCAAGGCUACUUAAUUCAUUUCAAAAAGUAUAAAUGCAUGAAGGGUAUAUAUAUAUAUAUAUUAUAGAACUAUUCGAAAAUUUGUACAAUUUCACAAUGGUUUUUUUUUUCACCCACACACUCACGUACCAUAAGGAAUGCCGAGAGAGUGCUCAACCACUUGAACUAUAAUCCGUAAGCCUUAGCCAUGAUUAGUUUUGAGCAAAGAGGAAUGUCAUUUUCCAUUUCUUUGGUGGAUGCAAAGGACUGUUCUUAAUUAAGAUCCAAUCAAUUGAGGCUACUUAUAGGGUUGGCCCUCAUCAAUCAAUUUCUUGUUUACUUUGUUUUGGGAUCAAGUGGCCAUCCAUUUGUGUUAUAUACACACAUAAAUAUAUAU
This is a messenger RNA of Andrographis paniculata, 788 nucleotides long. RefSeq lists its product as uncharacterized. The record is from RefSeq and is a predicted model, not a curated record. Bases 2 to 445 code for a protein of 147 amino acids. The transcript is spliced from 2 exons. NCBI's taxonomy places the organism in Eukaryota, Viridiplantae, Streptophyta, Magnoliopsida, Lamiales, Acanthaceae.